AUGGCUGUGAACGGGACAUUCUUGCCGUUCCUCUACCCCUGUCUUCAUCCAAACAGGGGCAAUGCGCCGCGCGUAUUGAGGCGAUGGCUACAACUAGGACGACCGAAUAGAAAUACACAAUGUCUGUCCAAGAGACAUAUCGCAACUGUUUCCAGCACACAAGGAGGCCACGAAGAUGAAAGCUUUGACGACACACCCGAGACCGAACUCGAUCGCCUGGACCCGCCGCCAGACUCGUACUCAAUCACACCCUUCACCGAUCGAUGCUCAAUCGUCCUACACGCAGGCGCAGGAGGCCACGGCUGCAUCAGUUUCUUGCGCGAGAAAUACAUCGAGAAUGGUCCGCCUAAUGGCGGCGACGGAGGAACAGGAGGAAACAUCUACAUCCAGGCUGUGCAGGGCGAGACAUCGUUGCACAAGCUUGCGCGACGAGGAAUAUUGAAGGCCGGACGUGGAAAGAAUGGUCAAGGAAAGGGACAGGGAGGCACAAGAGGAGAAGACAUCUUGAUCACAGUGCCCGUCGGUACAAUUGUGCGCGAGGUGUGGCGACACGACCCCGUGGCAGAUGAGGAGUUGGCAGACAAGAGGGCAAAGGCCAUGGGCGCGGAUGCCGUCUUUGACGAUGAACCAGGCGUUGUCGACAAUACGCGCAAAUGGAGGCGUGACAAAUGGCUGCUGUUCCCUGGUGCCAUGCCUCAAUCCUUCACCUCGGCCGACUUCCCUCCUCUACCACGCCCCAGGAGAUCGCAAAUCGCCAUGUCCCAACCCCCAGCGCCCAUCCGCCUGGAUCUGGAUACACCCAUGGAGGCUCCCCAAUUGCUUGCUGCUGGUGCUAUGGGCGGACUAGGAAACNCCCACUUCGUCACANAAAGCAUUACCCGUCCUAAGUACGGCACAAAGGGCGACGAGGGCAUGAAGGUCGAAAUCCAGCUCGAACUCAAACUUCUCGCAGACGUUGGUCUUGUCGGUCUCCCCAAUGCCGGAAAGAGUACCCUACUACGAGCCAUCACCAAUAGCCGUGCUCGCAUCGGCAACUGGGCUUUCACAACCCUGCAACCAAACAUCGGCACCGUCGUCCUCGACAACCACAAAGGUCGCCCUCUGAUCGCCACCUCAGAGCGCAGAAAAGGUCCUCCUCGCACAAACUUCACCAUCGCCGAUAUCCCCGGUCUAAUCGAAGACGCCCACCUCGACCGCGGUCUCGGUCUCGGUUUCCUCCGCCACAUCGAACGCGCCGGCAUCCUCGCCUUUGUCGUCGACCUCAGCGCCGGCGACGCCAUCCAAGCCCUCAAAGGCCUCUGGAAAGAAGUAGGCCAAUACGAACUCCUCCGCGACCGCGAAGUAAACGCCGAAACCGAACGUCGCGUCGAAGAAGAAAAGGAAAUGGUACGCUACUCGCCGCUUGUCAAAGCCGAGCCUCCGAACAUCUUUGAGGAUGGCUCUGUGUUGUUUAACCCUGAUGGAUCGCGUGUGCUGCCUGAGCUCAAGUUGCCGCCUAUUUCGUCAAAACCUUGGUUGGUGAUUGCCACAAAGGCUGAUUUGCCAGAGACGAGGGAGAACUUUGCUGCUUUGCAGGCUUAUUUGAAGAGUGUUGCUGAUGGCGAGACGAUACACCCUAGUGGCAAGAAGAAUGCUUGGAAGAAGAAGCUUCAUGCCAUUCCCAUCAGUGCCAAGUUGGCUCAGGGCGUUGAGAGGAUCACUCCUAUUGUUGUUGACCUCUUGGAGAACUGA
This is a messenger RNA of Aureobasidium vineae, 1731 nucleotides long. The record is from the annotation of a GenBank genome assembly. Lineage: Eukaryota; Fungi; Ascomycota; Dothideomycetes; Dothideales; Saccotheciaceae.